This is a messenger RNA of Leucoraja erinaceus (little skate), 12117 nucleotides long. RefSeq lists its product as uncharacterized. NCBI's taxonomy places the organism in Eukaryota, Metazoa, Chordata, Chondrichthyes, Rajiformes, Rajidae. The transcript is spliced from 78 exons. Gene Ontology annotation, cellular component: myosin complex. Gene Ontology annotation, molecular function: ATP binding; actin filament binding; cytoskeletal motor activity. The record is from RefSeq and is a predicted model, not a curated record.
AUGUAAAAUUAAUUAAUUUAUUAUUUUCUUUUGCUAGAAUUGCGUGGAAUAUUUUAUUCUUCACCGGGACUGAAAAAGCAAUAGACCGAAGCCAUGGGGGAUGCGGAGAUGGCAGUGUUUGGAAAGGCGGCGUCGUAUUUACGGAAGACUGAUAAAGAAAGGCUUGAAGCUCAGAACCGACCGUUCGAUGCCAAAACCUCCUGCUUUGUUACCGAUCCUAAAGAACUGUACGUGAAGGGAAUCGUCAAGAGUAGGGAGGGCGGCAAAGCCACCGUGGAGACCUUAUUAGACAAGAUGACCGUUACUGUUAAAGACGAUGACGUCCUGCCGAUGAAUCCUCCAAAAUUCGAUAAAGUAGAGGACAUGGUCAUGAUGACUCACCUGAACGAGGCAACCGUGUUGUAUAACCUCAAAGAGCGUUAUGCUGCCUGGAUGAUCUACACCUACUCUGGGUUGUUCUGUGUCACUGUAAACCCCUACAAGUGGUUGCCAGUGUACGACCCGCAGGUUGUGUCGGGAUACAGAGGGAAGAAGCGUCAAGAGGCUCCUCCUCACAUCUUCUCCAUCUCUGACAACGCGUAUCAAGCCAUGCAGACGGAUCGUGAAAACCAGUCCAUCCUGAUUACCGGAGAAUCCGGUGCCGGGAAGACUGUGAACACGAAACGUGUCAUCCAGUACUUCGCAUCGGUUGCAGCAGUUUCCGACGCCAAGAAGAAGGAAGCUCAAACUUCUGGGAAGAUGCAGGGAUCACUGGAGGAUCAAAUCAUCCAGGCUAACCCACUGUUGGAAGCCUUCGGUAAUGCCAAGACUGUGAGAAAUGACAAUUCAUCUCGUUUCGGUAAAUUCAUCAGGAUUCACUUCGGUACCACUGGUAAACUGGCUUCCGCUGACAUUGAAACCUAUCUCCUGGAAAAAUCCAGAGUGACAUUCCAACUGAAAGCUGAAAGGAGUUACCACAUUUUCUACCAGAUGAUGACCAAUCACAAACCUGAAAUUGUUGAGUCAUGUCUAAUUACCACAAAUCCUUAUGAUUAUCCUUUCAUCAGCCAGGGUGAGAUUACAGUCAAGAGUAUUGAUGACACAGAAGAAUUGAUUGCAACUGAUACUGCCAUCGAUAUCCUUGGCUUCGUCAUUGAAGAGAAGUGGGGCAUCUACAAACUCACUGGCGCAGUGAUGCACAUGGGCAAUAUGAAAUUCAAACAAAAACAGCGUGAAGAGCAGGCAGAACCAGAUGGCACAGAAGGUAACAGUUCAUUUCACUUCCGCAUUUAUCAUUAUUUACAAAUUCAAAAUAAUACGGACCUUCAGUAUAAUGUUAUUUUCUCCAAAGAAAACAAAUCAUUGCCAUUUUCAAAUGUAAUAAUUUGCCUUUAUCUUUUGUUAGAUGCCGACAAAGUAGCCUACCUGACCGGCCUCAACUCAGCAGAUUUGCUAAAGGCAUUGUGCUAUCCACGAGUAAAGGUUGGCAAUGAAUUUGUGACCAAAGGGCAGACAGUUCAGCAGGUCACCAAUUCAGUUGGUGCUCUUUCCAAAUCUGUUUUUGAGAAAAUGUUCUUAUGGAUGGUCAUCCGUAUUAAUCAACAACUGGACACAAAGCAGGCCAGACAGUAUUUCAUUGGUGUGCUGGACAUCGCUGGUUUUGAAAUUUUUGAUUACAACAGCUUGGAGCAGUUAUGUAUCAACUUCACAAAUGAGAAACUGCAGCAGUUCUUCAACCACCACAUGUUUGUUCUGGAACAAGAGGAGUACAAGAAGGAAGGAAUUGAAUGGACAUUCAUUGACUUUGGUAUGGACUUGGCUGCUUGCAUUGAGCUCAUUGAGAAGCCCAUGGGUAUCUUCUCAAUCCUCGAGGAGGAGUGUAUGUUCCCCAAAGCCUCAGACACUUCCUUCAAGAAUAAGCUGUAUGAUCAGCACCUUGGAAAGUCAAAUAACUUCUUGAAGCCCAAGCCUGUCAAAGGAAGGCCUGAAGCUCACUUCUCACUGGCCCAUUACGCUGGCAAUGUGGACUACAACAUUACUGGCUGGCUGGAUAAGAAUAAGGAUCCACUGAAUGAAACUGUAAUUGGGCUGUUCCAGAAGUCAUCAGUGAAACUCUUGGGUGUUCUCUACGCUGCAGUCCCUGAAGACAGUACAAAGAAAGCAGGCAAAAAGAAGGGUGGUUCAUUCCAGACAGUGUCUGCUUUGUUUAGGGAAAACUUGGGCAAGCUGAUGGCUAACCUGAGAACCACACAUCCCCAUUUUGUGCGCUGUCUCAUCCCCAAUGAGACAAAGACACCAGGCAUUAUGGAAAAUCACCUUGUCAUACACCAGUUGAGGUGCAAUGGUGUGCUGGAAGGUAUCAGAAUUUGCAGAAAGGGAUUCCCAAGCAGAAUCAUCUACGGUGACUUCAAGCAAAGGUACAGGAUUCUAAAUGCAAGUGCAAUUCCUGAAGGCCAGUUCAUUGAUAGCAAAAAGGCAUCUGAGAAAUUACUGGGAUCCAUUGAUGUAGAUCAUACCCAGUACAAGUUUGGACACACUAAGGUGUUCUUCAAAGCUGGUCUCUUAGGUGCACUUGAAGAGAUGAGAGAUGAAAAGUUGGCACAGCUCGUUACCCGAACUCAAGCUAUAUGCCGUGGCUUUUUAAUGAGGGCUGAAUUUACGAGAAUGAUGGAAAGGAGGGAAGCACUGUAUACUCUACAGUACAACAUCCGUUCAUUCACCAAUGUCAAACACCGGCCAAGGAUGCAACUGUACUUCAAGAUCAAACCUCUCCUGAAGAGUGCUGAAACUGAAAGGGAAAUGGCAAAUAUGAAAGGUGAGUUUGAGAAAACUAAGGAGGCACUUGUUAAAUCUGAAGCACGGAAGAAGGAAUUGGAAGAGAAAAUGGUGGCUCUUGUGCAAGAAAAGAAUGAUCUCCUACUUCAAGUCCAAUCGGAAGGUGAAACUCUGGCAGAUGCAGAAGAAAGAUGUGAGGGGUUGAUUAAAAAUAAGAUUCAACUAGAGGCUAAAAUGAAGGAAGCUAAUGAAAGAUUGGAAGAUGAAGAGGAGAUGAAUGCUGAGCUGACAGCUAAGAAAAGGAAACUGGAGGAUGAGUGCUCAGAACUGAAGAAAGAUAUUGAUGACUUGGAGCUCACAUUAGCCAAAGUUGAAAAAGAAAAACAUGCCACUGAGAACAAGGUGAAAAACCUCACUGAAGAGAUGGCUAGUCUUGAUGAAAACAUUGUUAAAGUAACCAAGGAAAAGAAAGCUCUCCAGGAGGCCCACCAGCAGACCUUGGAUGAUCUCCAGGCUGAGGAAGACAAAGUCAACACUCUAACCAAAACAAAGACUAAGUUGGAACAACAAGUUGAUGAUCUUGAAGGUUCUCUGGAGCAGGAGAAGAAACUCCGCAUGGAUCUGGAGCGUGCUAAGAGAAAGCUUGAAGGUGACUUGAAGCUGUCUCAAGAAAUAACAAUGGACUUGGAGAAUGACAGGCAGCAACUGGAUGAGAAACUAAAGAAGUCAGUAUUUAAAGUUAUGAACAAAUAUGGGAAAGAGUUUGAAAUCAGCCAGCUUCAAAGCAAAGUUGAAGAUGAGCAGGUUAUGGGUUCCCAACUGCAGAAAAAGAUUAAAGAAUUACAGGCUCGUAUUGAGGAGCUUGAGGAAGAAAUUGAAGCUGAACGUGCCUCUCGCGCUAAGACUGAGAAACAGAGAGCCGAUCUUUCUCGGGAACUUGAAGAGAUCAGUGAGCGACUGGAAGAAGCUGGUGGGGCAACUUCAGCUCAGAUUGAAAUGAACAAGAAACGAGAGGCAGAAUUUCAGAAAAUGCGCCGUGACCUAGAAGAAUCUACCCUCCAGCACGAAGCCACAGCUGCUGCUCUUCGCAAGAAGCAGGCUGACAGCGUUGCAGAACUUGGGGAACAAAUCGAUAACCUGCAGCGGGUGAAGCAGAAGCUUGAGAAGGAAAAGAGUGAACUGAAGAUGGAAAUUGAUGACCUCGCCAGCAACAUGGAAUCAGUGUCCAAAGCUAAGGCAAACCUUGAGAAAGUAGCACGGACACUAGAGGACCAGGUCAGUGAAAUGAAGACCAAACACGAUGAACAUCAACGGUUGAUCAAUGACUUAUCAACUCAUAAAGCACGUCUUACAACAGAAAACGGUGAGUUGAACCGCCAAGUGGAGGAGAAAGAGGCCUUGGUAUCGCAGCUGACAAGAGGGAAGCAAGGAUAUACCCAACAGCUUGAGGAACUGAAGAGGCAGCUGGAGGAAGAAACCAAGGCUAAGGGAGCCCUGGCCCAUGGUCUGCAAUCUGCCCGCCACGACUGUGACCUGCUCCGUGAACAAUAUGAAGAGGAGAUGGAGGCAAAGGCUGAGCUCCAGCGUGGAAUGUCCAAGGCCAACAGUGAAGUGGCUCAGUGGAGAUCAAAAUAUGAAACUGAUGCAAUCCAGCGCACAGAGGAACUGGAAGAAGCCAAGAAAAAACUUGCUCAGCGUCUGCAAGAUGCAGAGGAGCAUAUUGAGGCCGUGAACUCCAAAUGUGCUUCACUGGAAAAGACUAAACAGAGACUACAGAAUGAAGUGGAGGAUUUGAUGAUAGAUGUAGAGAGGGCAAAUUCAGCAGCAGCAGCUCUGGACAAGAAACAAAAGAACUUUGACAAGGUUCUGGCAGAUUGGAAACAGAAAUAUGAGGAGAGCCAGGCAGAACUGGAAGCAUCUCUGAAGGAAUCUCGUAGUUUGAGUACAGAAAUCUUUAAGAUGAAGAAUGCAUAUGAGGAGUCUCUAGAUCACCUUGAAACUCUUAAACGGGAGAACAAGAAUCUACAGCAGGAAAUUUCUGAUCUGACUGAGCAACUGGGUGAAAGUAGCAAGGCCCUCCAUGAGAUGGAAAAGACAAAGAAGACAGCUGAGCAGGAAAAGAGUGAAAUCCAGUCAGCAUUGGAGGAGGCAGAGGCCUCCCUGGAACAUGAGGAGAGCAAGAUCCUCCGCAUUCAGCUGGAACUGAACCAACUGAAAUCUGAAGUUGACAGAAAGAUUGCAGAGAAAGACGAGGAGAUCGAUCAGGUGAAGAGGAACCACCAGAGAGUUGUGGACACAAUGCAGAGCGCUUUGGAGGCUGAAGUCAGGAGCAGGAAUGAUGCCUUGAGAAUCAAGAAGAAAAUGGAGGGUGAUCUAAAUGAAAUGGAGAUUCAGCUGGGACAUGCCAAUCGCCAGGCUUCAGAAGCUCAAAAACAUCUCAGAAACAUACAGGGUCAAUUGAAGGACGCCCAGUUACAACUGGAUGAUGCCUGCAGAAGCCAGGAAGACUUGAAGGAGCAACUAGCCAUGGUGGAGCGCAGAAGCGGCCUGCAACAGGCUGAGAUUGAAGAAAUGAGAGCCGCUCUGGAACAGACAGACAGAGCUCGCAAAAUUGCUGAACAAGAGCUGAUCGAUGUCACUGAAAGAGUUCAGCUGCUGCACUCUCAGAACACCAGCCUCAUCAAUACUAAGAAGAAGCUGGAUGCCGACCUGAAUCACAUCCAGUCUGAAAUGGAAGAAACUAUCCAGGAGUCAAGAAAUGCUGAAGAGAAAGCCAAGAAAGCAAUCACUGAUGCUGCCAUGAUGGCUGAAGAGCUGAAGAAGGAACAGGACACCAGUGCUCACCUUGAACGAAUGAAGAAGAACCUCGAGCAGACAGUGAAGGACCUGCAGCUUCGCCUGGAUGAGGCUGAGCAGCUGGCAAUGAAAGGAGGAAAGAAACAGCUCCAGAAACUGGAGGCCAGGGUGCGCGAGCUGGAAAAUGAGCUGGAAGGCGAGCAGAAGCGAGGUGCUGAUGCUAUUAAAGGUGUUCGCAAGUAUGAAAGAAGGGUCAAGGAACUAUCUUAUCAGUCAGAGGAAGACAGAAAGAAUAAUCUGAGACUACAGGACCUGGUUGACAAGCUGCAGAUGAAGGUUAAGGCCUACAAGAGACAAUCGGAGGAAACUGAGGAACAGGCCAACGUUCACCUGUCCAGGUUCAGGAAGGUUCAGCAUGAACUGGAGGAAGCCGAGGAACGUGCCGACAUUGCCGAAUCUCAAGUCAACAAACUUAGAACUAAAACCCGUGACAUUACUAUCAAGACCGAAGCCAUGGGGGAUGCGGAGAUGGCAGUGUUUGGAAAGGCGGCGUCGUAUUUACGGAAGACUGAUAAAGAAAGGCUUGAAGCUCAGAACCGACCGUUCGAUGCCAAAACCUCCUGCUUUGUUACCGAUCCUAAAGAACUGUACGUGAAGGGAAUCGUCAAGAGUAGGGAGGGCGGCAAAGCCACCGUGGAGACCUUAUUAGACAAGAUGACCGUUACUGUUAAAGACGAUGACGUCCUGCCGAUGAAUCCUCCAAAAUUCGAUAAAGUAGAGGACAUGGUCAUGAUGACUCACCUGAACGAGGCAACCGUGUUGUAUAACCUCAAAGAGCGUUAUGCUGCCUGGAUGAUCUACACCUACUCUGGGUUGUUCUGUGUCACUGUAAACCCCUACAAGUGGUUGCCAGUGUACGACCCGCAGGUUGUGUCGGGAUACAGAGGGAAGAAGCGUCAAGAGGCUCCUCCUCACAUCUUCUCCAUCUCUGACAACGCGUAUCAAGCCAUGCAGACGGAUCGUGAAAACCAGUCCAUCCUGAUUACCGGAGAAUCCGGUGCCGGGAAGACUGUGAACACGAAACGUGUCAUCCAGUACUUCGCUUCGGUUGCAGCAGUUUCCGACGCCAAGAAGAAGGAAGCUCAAACAUCUGGGAAGAUGCAGGUGAGACAGAGCUGGUACCACGCACAAUCUGACACCUUCCUGCAGUUUACUUCUAACUUAAUUUAGUAAAUUAGUAAAUUCUAGAUUCUAAUAUCGAAAGUAUUUUUGCAGGGAUCACUGGAGGAUCAAAUCAUCCAGGCUAACCCACUGUUGGAAGCCUUCGGUAAUGCCAAGACUGUGAGAAAUGACAAUUCAUCUCGUUUCGGUAAAUUCAUCAGGAUUCAUUUCGGUACCACUGGUAAACUGGCUUCCGCUGACAUUGAAACCUAUCUCCUGGAAAAAUCCAGAGUGACAUUCCAGCUGAAAGCUGAAAGGAGUUACCACAUUUUCUACCAGAUGAUGACCAAUCACAAACCUGAAAUUGUUGAGUCAUGUCUAAUUACCACAAAUCCUUAUGAUUAUCCUUUCAUCAGCCAGGGUGAGAUUACAGUCAAGAGUAUUGAUGACACAGAAGAAUUGAUUGCAACUGAUACUGCCAUCGAUAUCCUUGGCUUCGUCAUUGAAGAGAAGUGGGGCAUCUACAAACUCACUGGCGCAGUGAUGCACAUGGGCAAUAUGAAAUUCAAACAAAAACAGCGUGAAGAGCAGGCAGAACCAGACGGCACAGAAGAUGCCGACAAAGUAGCCUACCUGACCGGCCUCAACUCAGCAGAUUUGCUAAAGGCAUUGUGCUAUCCACGAGUAAAGGUUGGCAAUGAAUUUGUGACCAAAGGGCAGACAGUUCAGCAGGUCACCAAUUCAGUUGGUGCUCUUUCCAAAUCUGUUUUUGAGAAAAUGUUCUUAUGGAUGGUCAUCCGUAUUAAUCAACAACUGGACACAAAGCAGGCCAGACAGUAUUUCAUUGGUGUGCUGGACAUCGCUGGUUUUGAAAUUUUUGAUUACAACAGCUUGGAGCAGUUAUGUAUCAACUUCACAAAUGAGAAACUGCAGCAGUUCUUCAACCACCACAUGUUUGUUCUGGAACAAGAGGAGUACAAGAAGGAAGGAAUUGAAUGGACAUUCAUUGACUUUGGUAUGGACUUGGCUGCUUGCAUUGAGCUCAUUGAGAAGCCCAUGGGUAUCUUCUCAAUCCUCGAGGAGGAGUGUAUGUUCCCCAAAGCCUCAGACACUUCCUUCAAGAAUAAGCUGUAUGAUCAGCACCUUGGAAAGUCAAACAACUUCUUGAAGCCCAAGCCUGUCAAAGGAAGGCCUGAAGCUCACUUCUCACUGGCCCAUUACGCUGGCAAUGUGGACUACAACAUUACUGGCUGGCUGGAUAAGAAUAAGGAUCCACUGAAUGAAACUGUAAUUGGGCUGUUCCAGAAGUCAUCAGUGAAACUCUUGGGUGUUCUCUACGCUGCAGUCCCUGAAGACAGUACAAAGAAAGCAGGCAAAAAGAAGGGUGGUUCAUUCCAGACAGUGUCUGCUUUGUUUAGGGAAAACUUGGGCAAGCUGAUGGCUAACCUGAGAACCACACAUCCCCAUUUUGUGCGCUGUCUCAUCCCCAAUGAGACAAAGACACCAGGCAUUAUGGAAAAUCACCUUGUCAUACACCAGUUGAGGUGCAAUGGUGUGCUGGAAGGUAUCAGAAUUUGCAGAAAGGGAUUCCCAAGCAGAAUCAUCUACGGUGACUUCAAGCAAAGGUACAGGAUUCUAAAUGCAAGUGCAAUUCCUGAAGGCCAGUUCAUUGAUAGCAAAAAGGCAUCUGAGAAAUUACUGGGAUCCAUUGAUGUAGAUCAUACCCAGUACAAGUUUGGACACACUAAGGUGUUCUUCAAAGCUGGUCUCUUAGGUGCACUUGAAGAGAUGAGAGAUGAAAAGUUGGCACAGCUCGUUACCCGAACUCAAGCUAUAUGCCGUGGCUUUUUAAUGAGGGUUGAAUUUACGAGAAUGAUGGAAAGGAGGGAAGCACUGUAUACUCUACAGUACAACAUCCGUUCAUUCACCAAUGUCAAACACUGGCCAUGGAUGCAACUGUACUUCAAGAUCAAACCUCUCCUGAAGAGUGCUGAAACUGAAAAGGAAAUGGCAAAUAUGAAAGAUGAGUUUGAGAAAACUAAGGAGGCACUUGUUAAAUCUGAAGCACGGAAGAAGGAAUUGGAAGAGAAAAUGGUGGCUCUUGUGCAAGAAAAGAAUGAUCUCCUACUUCAAGUCCAAUCGGAAGGUGAAACUCUGGCAGAUGCAGAAGAAAGAUGCGAGGGGUUGAUUAAAAAUAAGAUUCAACUAGAGGCUAAAAUGAAGGAAGCUAAUGAAAGAUUGGAAGAUGAAGAGGAGAUGAAUGCUGAGCUGACAGCUAAGAAAAGGAAACUGGAGGAUGAGUGCUCAGAACUGAAGAAAGAUAUUGAUGACUUGGAGCUCACAUUAGCCAAAGUUGAAAAAGAAAAACAUGCCACUGAGAACAAGGUGAAAAACCUCACUGAAGAGAUGGCUAGUCUUGAUGAAAACAUUGUUAAAGUAACCAAGGAAAAGAAAGCUCUCCAGGAGGCCCACCAGCAGACCUUGGAUGAUCUCCAGGCUGAGGAAGACAAAGUCAACACUCUAACCAAAACAAAGACUAAGUUGGAACAACAAGUUGAUGAUCUUGAAGGUUCUCUGGAGCAGGAGAAGAAACUCCGCAUGGAUCUGGAGCGUGCUAAGAGAAAGCUUGAAGGUGACUUGAAGCUGUCUCAAGAAAUAACAAUGGACUUGGAGAAUGACAGGCAGCAACUGGAUGAGAAACUAAAGAAGUCACAACUGGAUGAGAAAUUAAAAAGUCAGAAAGAGUUUGAAAUCAGCCAGCUUCAAAGCAAAGUUGAAGAUGAGCAGGUUAUGGGUUCCCAACUGCAGAAAAAGAUUAAAGAAUUACAGGCUCGUAUUGAGGAGCUUGAGGAAGAAAUUGAAGCUGAACGUGCCGCUCGCGCUAAGACUGAGAAACAGAGAGCCGAUCUUUCUCGGGAACUUGAAGAGAUCAGUGAGCGACUGGAAGAAGCUGGUGGGGCAACUUCAGCUCAGAUUGAAAUGAACAAGAAACGAGAGGCAGAAUUUCAGAAAAUGCGCCGUGACCUAGAAGAAUCCACCCUCCAGCACGAAGCCACAGCUGCUGCUCUUCGCAAGAAGCAGGCUGACAGCGUUGCAGAACUUGGGGAACAAAUCGAUAACCUGCAGCGGGUGAAGCAGAAGCUUGAGAAGGAAAAGAGUGAACUGAAGAUGGAAAUUGAUGACCUCGCCAGCAACAUGGAAUCAGUGUCCAAAGCUAAGGCAAACCUUGAGAAAGUAGCACGGACACUAGAGGACCAGGUCAGUGAAAUGAAGACCAAACACGAUGAACAUCAACGGUUGAUCAAUGACUUAUCAACUCAUAAAGCACGUCUUACAACAGAAAACGGUGAGUUGAACCGCCAAGUGGAGGAGAAAGAGGCCUUGGUAUCGCAGCUGACAAGAGGGAAGCAAGGAUAUACCCAACAGCUUGAGGAACUGAAGAGGCAGCUGGAGGAAGAAACCAAGGCUAAGGGAGCCCUGGCCCAUGGUCUGCAAUCUGCCCGCCACGACUGUGACCUGCUCCGUGAACAAUAUGAAGAGGAGAUGGAGGCAAAGGCUGAGCUCCAGCGUGGAAUGUCCAAGGCCAACAGUGAAGUGGCUCAGUGGAGAUCAAAAUAUGAAACUGAUGCAAUCCAGCGCACAGAGGAACUGGAAGAAGCCAAGAAAAAACUUGCUCAGCGUCUGCAAGAUGCAGAGGAGCAUAUUGAGGCCGUGAACUCCAAAUGUGCUUCACUGGAAAAGACUAAACAGAGACUACAGAAUGAAGUGGAGGAUUUGAUGAUAGAUGUAGAGAGGGCAAAUUCAGCAGCAGCAGCUCUGGACAAGAAACAAAAGAACUUUGACAAGGUUCUGGCAGAUUGGAAACAGAAAUAUGAGGAGAGCCAGGCAGAACUGGAAGCAUCUCUGAAGGAAUCUCGUAGUUUGAGUACAGAAAUCUUUAAGAUGAAGAAUGCAUAUGAGGAGUCUCUAGAUCACCUUGAAACUCUUAAACGGGAGAACAAGAAUCUACAGCAGGAAAUUUCUGAUCUGACUGAGCAACUGGGUGAAAGUAGCAAGGCCCUCCAUGAGAUGGAAAAGACAAAGAAGACAGCUGAGCAGGAAAAGAGUGAAAUCCAGUCAGCAUUGGAGGAGGCAGAGGCCUCCCUGGAACAUGAGGAGAGCAAGAUCCUCCGCAUUCAACUGGAACUGAACCAACUGAAAUCUGAAGUUGACAGAAAGAUUGCAGAGAAAGACGAGGAGAUCGAUCAGGUGAAGAGGAACCACCAGAGAGUUGUGGACACAAUGCAGAGCGCUUUGGAGGCUGAAGUCAGGAGCAGGAAUGAUGCCUUGAGAAUCAAGAAGAAAAUGGAGGGUGAUCUAAAUGAAAUGGAGAUUCAGCUGGGACAUGCCAAUCGCCAGGCUUCAGAAGCUCAAAAACAUCUCAGAAACAUACAGGGUCAAUUGAAGGACGCCCAGUUACAACUGGAUGAUGCCUGCAGAAGCCAGGAAGACUUGAAGGAGCAACUAGCCAUGGUGGAGCGCAGAAGCGGCCUGCAACAGGCUGAGAUUGAAGAAAUGAGAGCCGCUCUGGAACAGACAGACAGAGCUCGCAAAAUUGCUGAACAAGAGCUGAUCGAUGUCACUGAAAGAGUUCAGCUGCUGCACUCUCAGAACACCAGCCUCAUCAAUACUAAGAAGAAGCUGGAUGCCGACCUGAAUCACAUCCAGUCUGAAAUGGAAGAAACUAUCCAGGAGUCAAGAAAUGCUGAAGAGAAAGCCAAGAAGGCUAUCACUGAUGCUGCCAUGAUGGCUGAAGAGCUGAAGAAGGAACAGGACACCAGUGCUCACCUUGAACGAAUGAAGAAGAACCUCGAGACGACAGUGAAGGACCUGCAGCUUCGCCUGGAUGAGGCUGAGCAGCUGGCAAUGAAAGGAGGAAAGAAACAGCUCCAGAAACUGGAGGCCAGGGUGCGCGAGCUGGAAAAUGAGCUGGAAGGCGAGCAGAAGCGAGGUGCUGAUGCUAUUAAAGGUGUUCGCAAGUAUGAAAGAAGGGUCAAGGAACUAUCUUAUCAGUCAGAGGAAGACAGAAAGAAUAAUCUGAGACUACAGGACCUGGUUGACAAGCUGCAGAUGAAGGUUAAGGCCUACAAGAGACAAUCGGAGGAAACUGAGGAACAGGCCAACGUUCACCUGUCCAGGUUCAGGAAGGUUCAGCAUGAACUGGAGGAAGCCGAGGAACGUGCCGACAUUGCCGAAUCUCAAGUCAACAAACUUAGAACUAAAACCCGUGACAUUACUAUCAAGAGCGCUGAAGAGUAGAUGACAACUUGAAACGGUCCAAAGAAGAAAUCUACAAAAUGUGUAUUUCUUUGUAACAUAGUUUUAUAAAUGUAGCAAUAUCAACAAAAAUAAACGUGCAACACGAAA